AUAUACGCGCCCAAUUCGGAAGUCGGAAUAAAUUGGAAGAGGUCAGAGGGGAGGGCACGUCGACUGAGGAGCUGCAAAAAUCCAGAAAAGAUGAGGUUGUCGAUGGUUUUAUCUUACCUCCCGAAGACAGUGAGGGGAAUGAGAUACAAAUGGUACUUCAAUACAGAGCACGUGCCCGGCAAACAGUGGAUUGGAAAGCACCGUCGCUGGCGACCAAUCACGUUGACGAUGAAGAGGAACACGUUGAAAAGACUGCGGUGGGAAGCAGAGACAGAGAAGUAUCUGUCCACAUGUCACUUGUCACAGGCGGAGGAGGCAUGUAUUGACGAGGAAUCUCGUGCGUCGAAGGAGUUUGAAAAGAUCAGGGAUUGGAACUACCGGAAAAGGAUGCCGGCACACAAGUACAUACAGGACCAUCUAGAACACCUGAAUAUCCAUAAGAGAUGGGCAGAUCCCCAGGAAUACCAGAGAGACAUUCCUGUUCGGAAGAAGAAAUCAUACUUGGACUUCAAGUAAAUCAGGUUGAAGCUGUAGCCAUAGUGAUAAUCUAGAGAAUCUGAAUUAUGUUUUGGCUUGUGCAUAUGUGGUAGCCAUGAUUUAAUCUUUAAACAUUCAAGAAUGCCAGGUU
Molecule: messenger RNA, 628 nt
Organism: Branchiostoma belcheri (Belcher's lancelet)
Lineage: Eukaryota; Metazoa; Chordata; Leptocardii; Amphioxiformes; Branchiostomatidae
Product: ribosomal protein 63, mitochondrial-like
Exons: 3
Coding region: 91-516 (141 amino acids)
Biological process (GO): mitochondrial translation
Cellular component (GO): mitochondrial ribosome
Molecular function (GO): structural constituent of ribosome
Source: RefSeq, a predicted model, not a curated record